GGCGGGAACGCUAUUAUAGAACCUGGUCGGUACCUGCGUCACCGAGCGAUCCAUCCUUGUCGUUUGAUCGCAGUCAGUUGCUUGUACACGCACCCCAACUCAAUCUACCAGUUCUCGUCCCAUCUCCCAGUUCUCGUCCCAUCUCGAGACAGCUCCACAGACUCCAUACCAUCAUGCCAUGCCUUUCUGUGCUUUCAAAAACCAGCGUACAUCCCGGUAUUUAAUAUCAAUAGGAUACAGCUCCUCUCGGACAACUCCCCGCUAGAAUAGUGGCUGUGGUAUAUAAGCCCGAGAUAAUGCGAUCAAAGUACGACCAAGCUGCCUAACUACCCACGCUUCAACACAGCAUCAUGAAAUUCCACCUCCUAGUCCUCGCUUUUAUAAGCUCCUCCUCCUCCGCCACCGCCGCCGCUACGGCCGCCAUCGACUUCUCGAUCAAAACCCCUUCCGAGCUCGAGGGCAACAAGGCCGCCGUCUACUACCCCGACUCCGAUGACGACGCACCACUGCUAAUCGGCAACGAUGGAUCCGCUGGUACCGGAGGAUUCCGCUCAUGGACUAUGGGCAACGCGUUGACCCAGAAGUGGGACAAGCGUACGGGGCGCACAAAGCUCGUUGGCACUGUGUAUGACAUCGCUGGAAAGGACUGGAUUGUGACCCUAUCACAGGAGGAUUCGAACCUAAGGUUCUUUGAUGCCGAGAAAGGGACCGAGCUGAGUGAUGCCACCAGGAAGGUGUGGGGCGAUUACUCGGCCCUUUGUUCUUGGAGGAAUCAAAAGAGCGGGUCGCAGUAUCUCUAUGUCUUUGGAAAGAAGGAGGUCAAGACUUUGCUUGUGAGGAAAAACGAGAAAACCGAUGGUCUGGAGGUUGUCGAGGUCUCAACGCCCAAAGUUCCGAUUGAAGCGCAAACUUGUGUCGUCUCAGCCAGCAAGAAGAAAGUCUACUUCGGAGGGGAUGGCGGCAAAGUUUACUCUUUCCCGGCUGUCGAGGCAUCCGCUGCCGUGAAUACCACCCUUGUUGCUGAGUUAGACGAUGAGCUCAAGGGGAUGGCCGUUUAUCAUGGGAAGAAAGACGAGGAGUAUAUCUUCCUCGCUCAAGCUGAGAUUCUCAACAUUUACGACAGCAAAUUCAAGCUGUUGGGAAAUGUGACCUUCACCGGGGCGGAGGACCUAGAGAUCAAAGAUAUUGCAAUCUACCAAAACAAGUUCGGCAACUUCAGCAGAGGUGCAAUGGCAGCGUUCGUGGAGGGCGAUGAUGGGAACUACUUUCGAGUAGGUCCUCUCACGGAUGUUCUGGAGAAGCUGGACCUCGAAAAGAACACCGAUUUUGACCCUAGAGACGAUGCCGACUGCGACGACUGUGAACCGGCACAAUGCGAUAAACUUGACAACUGCUCGAACAACGGUUUCUGCAGCGACGACAGCAAGUUCUGUGACUGCUUUGCGGGCUACACUGGAAAUGAAUGCAAACAGCUGGAAUGCACCAAUGACUGCUCCGGUCACGGUGAAUGCACGGACAACAACAUAUGCAAGUGCGAGUCAGCGUGGGAUGGACCUGAUUGCUCGUUCAAGGUGGUCCAUGCCAGCUACGAAACCGAGGCUACUGGGGAGGAUGGAGAUGACCCCGCAGUAUGGAUUCACCCUACGAAUGCCUCGCUUUCUCGAAUUAUCACAACCACAAAGAGCACCGUUGGCGCUGGCCUCAACGCCUUCGAUCUCGCAGGGAAGAAAAUCUCCUCCAUCGAGAUGGGGGAACCCAACAAUGUGGACGUUAUAUACAGCUUCGCACUAGGAAAUAGAACAGUUGAUCUGGCAUACGCCGCAUGCCGAGCAGAUAACACUUUGUGUCUCGCCGAGAUCACCAGCAACGGGACUCUCAUUGAGGUCUCUGGCGGAUCCCACCCCACACCCGAAGACUACGAGGUGUACGGCUCUUGCGUUUACGCCUCCAAGUCGUCCGGAAAGCAGUAUCUCUUCGUCAACUCCAAGACAGCGGAAUACCUCCAAUACGAACUUACCAGCUCCAACGGUACUCUCGCCACCACCCUCGUCAGGACCUUCCAAGGCGGCUCGGGCGGACAGGUUGAGGGAUGCGUAUCCGACGACGAGAAUGGCGUUGUCUUUAUCGGUGAAGAGCCUUACGGUCUUUGGAGAUACGACGCUGAGCCCGAUGACUCGAAUGAGGGUACGCUCGUUGAUUCCGUCGAUGGGAACUUCUACGCAGACGUCGAGGGCGUUACCUUGGUCUACGGCAAGAGCAAGGACGAUGGAUACAUCAUCGUCUCCUGCCAGGGCGUCAGCGCGUACAACGUCUACAACCGUGCAGCUCCACAUGAAUUCCAGAUGACUUUCACGAUCAAGCAGACCGAGGAUGGGAAGAUCGAUGGUGUCACCAAUACGGAUGGUGUGACGGCGGUCGGGAGAGCAUUGAAUGCGGACUUCCCCGGAGGUGUGUUGGUGGUCCAUGACGAUGUGAAUCAGGAGCCGGACGGAUCGAAGAAUCCGUUGGCUGCAUUCAAGAUUGUGAGCUUGGAAAACGUGCUGGGAGAGCUGCUGGAUGGGGUGGAUACAGAGUGGGAUCCUAGGGCGUAGUGGAAUGCGCACCCAUAGUGAGUGAGGUGAUUGACUGCGCAUGGAGAAUAUUGGUGGAAUAGUAAACUGUUGUGCAAAAUAUAGCAUUUGGGUUGAGCAGGUGAACAAUAAGCCGAAUUCAUAGUCAGAUGAAUGUAUCUUCGACCCCCACUGUUUCAAAGAAGUACGUAUAUUGAGGCGCAGGACUGGGGCUGAGGCAAUCAAUGCGUUCAACCUUAUGAACAACCAAUGCACAGCCUGCCAGUGAGAU
Molecule: messenger RNA, 2841 nt
Organism: Tricharina praecox
Lineage: Eukaryota; Fungi; Ascomycota; Pezizomycetes; Pezizales; Pyronemataceae
Exons: 2
Coding region: 351-2591 (746 amino acids)
Molecular function (GO): inositol hexakisphosphate 3-phosphatase activity
Source: RefSeq, a predicted model, not a curated record